AACACCAUAUUCCAAUUCGUUCAUAUUCGUUUGGUUGGUUGUCCUUGAAGCUUAAACACCCAAAUUAUAUUACAAUGGCCUUAAACUCAUCUCAGCCUCAUUUUGUGUUGAUGCCUUUUAUGUGCCAGGGGCACCUUAUCCCCAUGAUAGACAUAGCCAGGUUAUUGGCAGAACGUAAUGUAAUUGUUACUAUAAUUACCACACCUCAGAAUGCUGCCCGCUGUAGCACUUCCAUCAAGCGUGCCAUUGAGUCUGGUCUAGCUUUCCGUGUUCUACAGGUUCGCUUUCCUGCUGCAGAGGUUGGUUUGCCAGAGGGGUGUGAAACAUUUGACAGUCUCCCUUCCAUGCACCUGAGGAGCAACUUCUACGCUGCUGUAAGCUGGCUGCAGCAACCGGUAGAGAAGAUGUUUGAAGAGCUAAAGCCUCAGCCAAGCUGCAUUAUAUAUGACCGGAAUUUCACAUGGAUAGCUGAAAUUGCUUCGAAGUUUCAGAUUCCAAGGUUUUCGUUUGAUGGAAAAAACUGCUUCUUUCUCUUGUGCUAUCAUAAUUUAACCACUUCCAAGGUCCAUGAAUGCAUAUCCGAAGGAGAAGCUUUUGUCGUGCCAGGACUGAAUGAUAGAAUUGAAUUCACAGCAGCCCAGCUACCGGGAAAUCUCAAUCCUGGAUCAUCAUCAAACAUGAACGAACUUAUUAAGAAGAUGAUGGAGGUAGAAAAAGGAGCGAAUGGGUUGAUAGUAAACAGUUUUGAGGAGUUGGAAGCAGAAUAUGUAGAAUCAUAUCAAAAGGUUAGGAAACAAAAGCUGUGGUGCGUUGGUCCUGUCUCACUAUGCAACAAGGAAAACUUCGAUAAAGCUCAGAGGGGUAACGAGGCUUUAACUGAUGAAAAUCAAUGCUUGAAGUGGCUGGAUUCAUGGCCUAGAAGCUCUGUAAUCUAUGUUUGCUUUGGAAGCCUCAAUCGCCUAACACCUCCACAGUUAAUUGAACUUGGUUUAGCCUUGGAAGCAUCAAACAGACCAUUCAUUUGGGUUAUUAGAGGGGCUAAUAAGAAAGAAGAAAUGGAGAAAUGGUUAGCAGAAGAUGGAUUUGAGGAGCGGCUAAAGGGACGAGGCCUCUUGAUAAGGGGCUGGGCGCCACAAGUUCUAAUUUUAUCGCACCCUUCCAUUGGAGGAUUUUUGACACACUGUGGCUGGAAUUCAACACUUGAAGGGAUUUCUGCUGGUGUGCCAAUGUUAACAUGGCCUAUGUUCGCCGACCAAUUUAUGAAUGAGAAGCUACUAGUACAAAUACUGAAAGUUGGUGUUCGGGUAGGGGUAGCAGUUUCGGUGCAGAUGGGAGAGGAAGAAUCUGCGGUGCUGGUGAAGAGGGAGGAUGUUAAGAAGGCAGUGGAGAGUUUAAUGGAUGAAGGAGAGGAAGGAGAAGAGAGAAGAAAAAGGGCAAGAGAGCUUGCAAAGAUGGCAAAGAAAGCAGUUGAAGAAGGAGGGUCCUCUUACCUUAACAUCACACUACUAAUUGAAGAUAUCAUGCUACAAGCCACCGCCACUAGUCCAGCUUUAGCAUGAGAGACAAAAAGGGAUAUUCACUGGUAUUUUUAAGUUUUUUUUUUUUAGGUGAGCUUAUAGUUCAGUGAUAAUAAAAUAUAAAUUCAGAAUUUUUGGAAUUUGGAAUUCGAAUUCUGGUGGUAGUCCAAAAAACAAAAAAUAUAUAUAUUAUUUACUAUAAUUUGUUCAAAAAUAAUGUUGGGGAAUAUGAUGACAUGCCAAUAAAGGAGAUCAAACUGGAAAAAUAAAUUAUUAAUUACAAGUACAGUUAAGCU
Durio zibethinus is the source of this 1813-nucleotide messenger RNA. Lineage: Eukaryota; Viridiplantae; Streptophyta; Magnoliopsida; Malvales; Malvaceae. The record is from RefSeq and is a predicted model, not a curated record.